GCACUCACACACACACACACACACAGAGACACACGGUCCCUCCCGCCCCCGGUGCUCGGGGCGGUGCUGAGCGGCGGAGCGGCGGCGGGGAGCCAUGCUCUCGAGGAAGGGGAUCAUCCCCGAGGAGUACGUGCUGACCCGGCUGGCGGAGGAUGUGCCGGAUCACGCCCGGUACCGCGCGCGGGAGAGGCGGGCGCGUUUCGUGGGCAAGAACGGCGCCUGCAAUGUGGCCCACAAAAAUAUCCGGGAGCAGGGACGCUUCCUCCAGGAUGUCUUCACCACGCUGGUGGACCUCAAGUGGCCACACACGCUGCUCAUCUUCACCAUGUCCUUCCUCUGCACCUGGCUGCUCUUCGGCAUGGUCUGGUGGCUCAUCGCCUUCGCCCACGGGGACCUGGACCACAGCACGCGGCUGCAGCGGGACCCCGGGGAGGGGGUGGGUGCCCCAGCCAACUUUGUGCCCUGCGUGACCAGCAUCCACUCCUUCACCUCCGCCUUCCUUUUCUCCAUCGAGGUGCAGGUGACGAUCGGCUUUGGCGGGCGCAUGGUGACGGAGGAGUGCCCGGCCGCCAUCCUGGUGCUGAUUGUGCAGAACAUCGUGGGGCUGGUGAUCAACGCCAUCAUGCUGGGCUGCAUCUUCAUGAAGACCUCGCAGGCCCACCGACGGGCCGAGACCCUCAUCUUCAGCAAACACGCGGUCAUCGCCCUGCGGGAGGGCAAGCUCUGCUUCAUGCUGCGCGUGGGCGACCUCCGGAAGAGCAUGAUCAUCAGUGCCACCAUCCGCAUGCAGGUGGUGAAGAAGACCGCCAGCCUGGAGGGGGAGGUGGUGCCCCUCAACCAGAUCGACAUCCAGAUGGAGAACCCCGUGGGGGGCAACAGCAUCUUCCUCGUCUCCCCACUCAUCAUCUACCACGUGAUAGACAAGAACAGCCCCCUCUAUGACAUUUCCCCCAUGAACCUUCACCACCACGAGGACCUGGAAAUCAUUGUCAUCUUGGAAGGGGUGGUGGAGACCACAGGCAUCACCACUCAAGCCAGAACCUCCUACCUGGCAGACGAAAUCCUCUGGGGCCAAAGGUUUGUGCCCAUUGUGGCAGAGGAAGAUGGGCGAUACUCUGUGGAUUACUCUAAAUUUGGCAACACAGUGAAAGUGCCCACCCCUUCUUGCACUGCGAGGCAGCUGGAGGAGGACAAGAGCAUUAUGGACACCAUGACAUUGUCCCCUAAAAGCACAAUGAGGAGGAGGUCUGUCAAGCUAAAACCCAAGUUUACCAUAAGUGAAGAGCCUUCCUGAUGCCUUCUGACUGGAAAACUCUGUUAGGGCUUUGUAUCUGAAAGAUGAUCUCAUGAACUCAAAACACUGAGGUGGCCUCUUACUUUUUUUUAAAUUCAGGUUGGUAGCACAAGGUAUGUUCUGGUAUUAUUUAUUGUGGGGAAAUCUAAAGCUAAUUAUAUUUUUUUAAAGAUGUGAGAGAUUUCAAGCAGAACUGGGUGUAGGAAAAUCAUGGUCUGCAGCUUUAAAUUUCAAGUCAGACUAUUUAAUUGCACGAUCAUUCUGCAUUUAUUCAACUGCAGGUAAUAACACAUUUUCUCAAAAAAUAAAUGUGUAUUUAUCCUCAGACAUUGCAGUUUUUAGGGUCUUGCAGUGUUCGCAAGUCAGUAGUUUUUAACUGCUUUUUUUUCUUACUUGAACAAUCAAUAUAGCAAAAUAAAAUAUUAAUAAUUAAUAAAGUAGGCUGGAUUUAAAUUAUAACAAAAGGGUCAGACAAUGUUAUGUAUGACAGAAGACCAGAUCCGGAAGUGUCUAUAUAUUAUACUCUAUGUCUCAAAGAAAUAUACUGCUGGAUUUGCAUCAUCCAUAUUGUGUUGUAUGGAGCCACUCCUACCAGAUGCAAUAUGAAAUGUAUUUGAAUAUUUACCUUUGUUUAUUUUAAAAACCUUUACACUUCCAAAAUAAAACAUUCAGGAAUACCUAUUUGGACUGUACAUUUCUGAUAGUAAGCAAUACUUUGCCUUUAAAAAGAGUAACAGAUAAUAUACAGUUGAAAUUAAUUAUAAGUCAGAAAAAUUCUGUAUUUCAAUUUCUACAUGAAGAGAAGCAACAUUCCCCUCUGUCCAAGCCACAUGGCAAUAGGAUACUCAGUAAAAAAAUUAACCUCUCUUGGGUCAUGGUGAAUUCUGCUAGAUAAUCAGGGAAUAAAAAUAGAAUUUGAUAUUUUAAAUGAAAGGGCAACGCUGAAUGCUGAAAUUAUAUCUGCAUACAGUAGGCAAAACCUUUCACUCCUUUCCCUUUUAUAAAAGAAGCUGAGGUUUUUGUGCUUAGGGGAGGGAGGGGAGGGAGGGAUGUGUAAAACAGUGUGGUCACUUCUGGGAUGCUGUGUCACAAAAUAUACUCCUGCUGAGGAAACGA
Neopelma chrysocephalum (saffron-crested tyrant-manakin) is the source of this 2410-nucleotide messenger RNA. It is a transcript of the gene KCNJ11, whose product is annotated as potassium voltage-gated channel subfamily J member 11. Gene Ontology annotation, cellular component: plasma membrane. The record is from RefSeq and is a predicted model, not a curated record. Gene Ontology annotation, biological process: regulation of monoatomic ion transmembrane transport; potassium ion import across plasma membrane. Gene Ontology annotation, molecular function: ATP-activated inward rectifier potassium channel activity. The coding region runs from base 95 to 1294 and encodes 399 amino acids. Lineage: Eukaryota; Metazoa; Chordata; Aves; Passeriformes; Pipridae. The transcript has a single exon.